Nilaparvata lugens (brown planthopper) is the source of this 1474-nucleotide messenger RNA. Its product is annotated as probable pseudouridine-5'-phosphatase. The record is from RefSeq and is a predicted model, not a curated record. The transcript is spliced from 4 exons. Gene Ontology annotation, molecular function: phosphatase activity. The coding region runs from base 257 to 1003 and encodes 248 amino acids. Lineage: Eukaryota; Metazoa; Arthropoda; Insecta; Hemiptera; Delphacidae.
AACACUGAACAGCUGUCAAGGUCGUUAAUAUCGGCUGCUAUAUUUUGCCGAAUGUCAAAAUGUCAAUUGAUAGGGGCUAUUCCACUUUUUUCAGUGUUUUAUCUUAAAAUUAAUGAUUUUGUUUGGUUUUUGGCUACCAAUACUAUUUCUAGGUUUUCCCAAGUUUGUUAUUAAUCCUUUCAUACGUCCAAAACUUACCAAACCAAAGAACCAGACGAUAUCGUACAAUUUGUAACUUGAAAAAGAUCAUACUUUAAUGAAUAAAAUCGCGCUUCAAUCGUUUAGCAGAUAUUUUAGCUCCAUCAAAAGUAAAAUGGGAGAUUUUCAAAAAGUAACGCACUGCAUUUUUGAUAUGGAUGGACUGUUGCUUGAUACCGAAGGUGUCUACAAAGCAAGCUACCAGAAACUGUUGAAGCAAUACGGACAUGAGUACACAGAAGAUAUUAGAGUGAAGGUUUUGGGUACAAAGGAACAGGACACUGCAAAAAUAAUUAUAGAAUCUUACCAACUGCCUCUGACAGUCGAGGAAUUCAGCAAAGAAUCCAAGAAACUACAGGUUGAUGACCUCAGCAAAGCUACACUGUUGCCAGGGGCGGAGCGUCUAGUCAGACAUCUGCACCAAUCACAGGUGCCGAUUGCUGUUGCAACCAGUAGCGGUGCCAGAGCUGUGGAACUCAAAACGACCAACCACAAGCCUCUAUUUGGUCUGUUCCAUCACAUCGUGUCGGCCAGCACCGAUGCUGAGGUCAAAAACGGAAAACCGGCUCCAGAUAUAUUCCUGGUGGCGGCUGAGAGGUUCGGAGAUGGUGUCAAACCCGAAAAGUGUCUAGUGUUCGAAGACGCGCCAAACGGAGUCCAGGCGGGACGCUCGGCCGGUAUGCAGGUUGUAAUGGUGCCCGACCCGGUCAUUCCCGACGAGCGAAGAGCGGCUGCAACCCUUGUGCUCGAAACCCUAGAGGACUUCAAACCUGAACUGUUCGGUCUACCACCGUUUCCCCAGUAGGAAACCACAUUGGUAAACUCCCGACCGGGGAUUGAAACGAGUUUAAACUAUAGUUAAACAUAGAAGGAAUGUGAACUGAGUUUAAACUUGAAGGAAAUUAAACUGGAUUUAAACUCUGAUAAAACCAAGAGAAGGUAUUAAAACGAGUUUGAACUCUAGUAAAACCUAGAAAAUUAGCAACAACUACAUGAAACUAUAGAGAAGAUAGCAUAAGAAGAUAUCUCAUGGUAUAGGGCGAUCCCAUGGUUUAUGUUCAAUAACAAUGUUAACUCAAGCCGAUAGUCCUAGUAGUUAUUUAUCGUGAAGCUGGUAGUCUCUUAUACUGUGCCGUUCUUACACUCUCACCUCAAUUAAACAGUAAUAGUAGACAGUAGUCAACAGUCGGCUGAGUGAACAAAAAAUCGACUUGAAAUAUGUAACAUAAACGACCAAUACCAUGGGAUAUCUUCUUAUGCUAUCUUUUCUCUAAGG